CGUAGAACCUCCUUCGUUAAAAAAGUUGCCAGUGAUUAGUUUAUACGAAGUUAUUUUUAACGUAAAUGUUAAAAAAAUCAACGAAAAGGACAUCAUUUCGGAUGACGGCUGACAGUUAAAUUUUGACUUGUGUUUUAAAUCAGUUUUUCAACAUCAAACACACAUGAAUACUGAAGAAGAUGACAAUUCUAGAGAAUGAUGUGAUUCCUAUGCGCAACAAAUUAUCUCUGACAAAAACAAAAUACAAAACAAGCGAUCAACUGAAAAGAAAAUACGCCUUCGAAGAAGAUUCCAUUCCGGCUAAGAAACAAGCAUUUAACGAAAUGUUGAACGGUUAUAGAGGAGAGCAGCGUAGCAACGGGGACUCUUCCCAAGAUCCUCCGGUCGCUACUUUAUCGAAUAUGGGAAAUACUUGUUAUUUGAAUAGUGUUUUGUAUACUUUGAGAUUCGCGCCUACGUUCUUGCAUAAUUUACAUCAUUUGAUCGGCGAUUUAUCUCUAGUCAGUUCGAAAUUGAAUCAAACUAAAGCCAAGACGUCGUCUUUAGGUAGAAAUAUUGGGUCAAUUACGGGGCCGAGUUCCCGUAGUACGAGCAGUAAAGACUUGUUAUCUUUAGGCAGUUCGUGUGACAUUAUUCCCAAAUCGAAAGUGCAAGUGGUUACUGAAAAAUUACACGAAUUAUUUAUGACUAUGCACACUUUGGAAAUGAAAGAAUCCAACGAUCCCUAUCAACCUGUGGCUUUGUUACAAGCCGUAAGGGAGGCCAAUUCCAUAUUUGAAGGAAACAAUCAACAAGACGCUCACGAACUCCUUGUAUAUUUAUUGGACAAUAUUCGUGAAACCUGUGAUGUUUUAACCCAACAAGUUCAACAGAAUCCCGAAUUACUCACCGAAACCGAAGCCCUACCUACAGUAAAUAGCAGCAAAAUAUGGAACGUUCGAAAUUCUUGGAAAAAGAGCCUCAAAAAGAAAGACAAAUCAACAAAAGAAUCCAUUACGGAAGAGCAAGUAAACGGUUCCCAUAUAACCGACGCCGAAGAUGCGACUUCGGUGGACGGCUCCAACAGCUCCACCAAGAGGAAACUCUGCUACAAUUUCGUAGCCGAAGAUUUCGAAGGAAUAACGUUGAGACGCACCAAGUGUUUGGAAUGUGAAGGCGUCACCGAACGCAAGGAACCUUUCUACGACAUACCCGUGCCCAUAUCGUUGAAGGACGAAGACGCCGAAGACGUCAACGUCAGCGAUAUAUUUCGAAGGGCGUGCGUCACUACCGAGAAAUUGUGCGAUUCCAAUAAAUAUCUUUGCGAAAAUUGCGAACGUUACAACGAGGCCAGCAGGGAAGUGCUGUUCGAGAAAUUGCCUAACAUCAUGGUGUUGCAAUUGAAGAGGUUCACCACGUCUACGAUGGGCGUACAAAAAGUUAAUACUUAUCUACCGACGCCGUUGGCUUUGGAAUGUUUUUGCGAGAGUUGUUGUAAGGUGGAAGAAAAUCAAUCGCGCAUCCACCGAUACAAAUUGUGUUGCGUUAUAAUGCAUUUGGGGGGUACGAUGGCAUCCGGACAUUAUAUAGCGUACGUCAAAGCUACGGAUCAUUUGGAAGAUUAUACGGAUUGUACGAGGGAUUUACCGAAAGGUAGUUUAUCGGCCAGCAGUAGCGAAAAAUCAUUGAAUAUAUUGAAAUUUUUGAAACCGAGAUCGUUGGGGGGUUCUUUGAUUGAUAGCAGGAACGGUUUGACGUCUAGGAGCGUCAAUUCUAUCAGGACCUGCAAGAGUAUGGAUUGUUGUGGGGUUAAAAUCAACAAAAACGUCGUGGAAAACGUGAUAAACAGUUUUUCGCGUAAAAUUGUCCACGAUUACAAAUGGCAUCCGAAUAAUAAUUGUGCGUCGUCGCCUUCCUCUGAAGAUAUGUGGUUGGAAUGCGACGACGAGAACGUUAGGGCGUUAACGACUCAAGAAUUCAUCGAAGAGUUGGCCCACAAACCGAAUUCGACGUCGACGCCCUAUUUACUCUUUUACGCCAAAAUAACCGACCAACAUACUGAAUAGUGAUAUGAUGGUAGAUAGUUCGAUAGGUUUAUUCAAAAGUUAGAUGUGGAUAUAGUACAAAAAGAGAAAAGUUAUAUUGUAUUAUACUUAUAUAUACAUAUAUAUAUAUAUUUAUGAAAAAAAAAAGAAAAUUUCGGUUUCUCUUGUAUAUGUAUAUUUUUUCUUUCUUUUCGUUUGGUAAAAAAUCACAUUCCUUUUUCCCGUUGCCGAAAAAAAAAAUUAUUUUUAUAAUUUCUUUACUGCACCCUGUAUACGAUUUCACGUUAAUAUACCGAAAUCUACAAAUUUGAUCGUAGAAUUUCGGAAAAAAUUUCCUUUUCCACUAAACUGACGUCAAAAAUUACGAAAUCGUCGAGGAAAUUUCGAUACUUGCUCAUAUACAGGUUGUUCGGAAUUUAGUUGACUUUUUAAAGUUGAAAAAUUUCGUUUCAUCAAUUAUUUUUUUGGGAUUUUUGUCAUAAAUCACAGUUUUUCAUAUGAAACGUUCAAUUUCGAUUAUUAUAUUUGUUCAAUUUUUGAGAAAUGUCUUUCGGUGCACCCCCUGUAUACUAUUUCACGUUAAUAUACCGAAAUCUUCAUAUUUUAUCGUAGAAUUUCGGAAAAAAUUUCCUUUCCCGCUAAACUGACGUCAAAAAUUACGAAAUCGUCAAGGAAAUUUCGAUACUUGCUCAUAUACAGGUUGUUCGGAAUUUAGUUGACUUUUUAAAGUUGAAAAAUUUCGUUUCAUGAAUAAUUUUUUUGGGAUUUUUGUCAUAAAUCACAGUUUUUCAUAUGAAACGUUCAAUUUCGAUUAUUAUAUUUGUUCAAUUUUUGAGAAAUGUCUUUCGGUGCACCCCCUGUAUACUAUUUCACGUUAAUAUACCGAAAUCUUCAUAUUUUAUCGUAGAAUUUCGGAAAAAAUUUCCUUUCCCGCUAAACUGACGUCAAAAAUUACGAAAUCGUCAAGGAAAUUUCGAUACUUGCUCAUAUACAGGUUGUUCGGAAUUUAGUUGACUUUUUAAAGUUGAAAAAUUUCGUUUCAUGAAUAAUUUUUUUGGGAUUUUUGUCAUAAAUCACAGUUUUUCAUAUGAAACGUUCAAUUUCGAUUAUUAUAUUUGUUCAAUUUUUGAGAAAUGUCUUUCGGUGCACCCCCUGUAGUAUACUAUUUCACGUUAAUAUACCGAAAUCUUCAUAUUUUAUCGUAGAAUUUCGGAAAAAAUUUCCUUUCCCGCUAAACUGACGUCAAAAAUUACGAAAUCGUCAAGGAAAUUUCGAUACUUGCUCAUAUACAGGUUGUUCGGAAUUUAGUUGACUUUUUAAAGUUGAAAAAUUUCGUUUCAUGAAUAAUUUUUUUGGGAUUUUUGUCAUAAAUCACAGUUUUUCAUAUGAAACGUUCAAUUUCGAUUAUUAUAUUUGUUCAAUUUUUGAGAAAUGUCUUUCGGUGCACCCCCUGUAUACUAUUUCACGUUAAUAUACCGAAAUCUUCAUAUUUUAUCGUAGAAUUUCGGAAAAAAUUUCCUUUCCCAUUAAACCAACAUCGUAGAUUACGAAAAUUUGAACGAAAUUUCGAUCCGGUGUUGCCAAGUCUGUAUAUAGGAUGUUCGUUGUUUAAAAAUUUUGAUAUUUCCGAAAGAAAAUUAUAAUUUUGUUUUCGAUAGUUGAAUUUUGUUGUUUGUGGAUAUAAUUCCAAUCCGGUCCCUUUUCUUUAUAUUAAUUUACAGUUGAUUAUACCGAAUUAAGCUGAUGAUUUGACUAAAACAUUUUUUUUAAGAAAAAAAUUUCUUUUAUCAUCAAUUCGACGAUGAUAUGUUUAUUAUAUAACGAGUUGUUGUUCCACAUUUUGUUUUCGCCGUUUUUUUUGUAUUUUCAACUUUAUUCAUUUUAUAAUAAAUAUUCAUCAUUGCUAAA
This is a messenger RNA of Diorhabda sublineata, 3932 nucleotides long. RefSeq names its product ubiquitin carboxyl-terminal hydrolase 1 (gene Usp1). The transcript has 6 exons. Gene Ontology annotation, cellular component: nucleus; cytosol. Bases 180 to 2045 code for a protein of 621 amino acids. Gene Ontology annotation, biological process: protein deubiquitination. NCBI's taxonomy places the organism in Eukaryota, Metazoa, Arthropoda, Insecta, Coleoptera, Chrysomelidae. The record is from RefSeq and is a predicted model, not a curated record. Gene Ontology annotation, molecular function: cysteine-type endopeptidase activity; cysteine-type deubiquitinase activity.